Molecule: messenger RNA, 1550 nt
Organism: Pomacea canaliculata
Lineage: Eukaryota; Metazoa; Mollusca; Gastropoda; Architaenioglossa; Ampullariidae
Product: tankyrase-like
Exons: 7
Coding region: 203-1171 (322 amino acids)
Molecular function (GO): NAD+ poly-ADP-ribosyltransferase activity
Source: RefSeq, a predicted model, not a curated record
UCACAUGUGCAGAUUUACCAGAAUAUAAAGUAUGAGCAGUCUCGUUCACGAACAAUCCAAGCCAGAGAUGGAUGGAAAGGACGGUGGCUUUCGAAUUCUGAAGCAUUCGUACGGAGAAACGAUCCUUGAUCACCUUCCCUAUGAUCACCUGUGAGGUCUCACCACUCACCAGCUCAUACAAAGCAGUCCAUUGAUUAACAACAUGGAGGACAACGCAGAUGAACGUCAGCUCUCUCUAUUACUAGACCAAACUCUAUGGAUGAGUAGGAGCAUGAACUUCGCCGAUGAGAAGUUGUUGACUGGUCAACUUCAGGAAACCAAAGACAAAGGAAAAUGUAGACGUAGAAAAUCCUUAUCAGAUAAGAGUGACUUUCCUUUGUACUGGAAGUUAAAUAAGAAGGGACCGCGAGAAAAAAGGAAUCGCCUGCUUGGACAGCUGUAUACUGUAGAAGACGAUGUGAUGUCAGCAGUGGAGCAGCUGGUAAAAACAACUUGGCAGCAGCAGCAUGUGGGACAUGGAAAGGAUGGGGUGGGCUUGAGUCAUACAGGAGUUCAAGUUGUGAAAGUCGAGCGACUGGAGAACCCUGGUCUGUGGAACCAGUACAAUCAUCGUCGAGAAAUGAUUUAUCACAGUCAUGGCUAUACCUACUUCCGGCCAAUAGUCAAGUUGCCGGGAUCCUCAGGUCCUGUACAGACAACAGAAAGUGUACCACGAGAAAGUCCUCUUCGUCGACAGAUUUAUCCAUUUGAGGCCAAUGAACACUACCUUUUCCAUGGAACCAAACAGGAAAACAUCAAGAAUAUAAUGAACACUGGACUAGACAGUCGUUUAACCAGUGACAAAGCCAUGCUCGGACAGGGUAUCUACUUUGCAGAAAGUCCGACCAAAGCCGAUCAGUACACAGAUAAUAAGCACCAGAGAACCUCUGGGGAGAAAACAAUGGUGUUGGUGCGAGUGGUGUUGGGCAACCCUUUCAUCAACACCAGUUCUGACCCUGACAAGUUCAAACGUCCGCCAUGCAAGAGGUGUUUCAAGGACCUCUGCUCUUGCGACCAUCCACACCAUUUUGAUUCCGUUAUCGAUGAUGCUGGCAGGAUUUUCCGCGAAUUCGUUGUUUAUGACGGUAGCAUGUGCUACCCUGAAUACUUCAUUACAUACAAUAGGGUGUGAUGUCAUCAUUUAGGCAGCAAGGGACAAGCAUUAUGUCGGGUAGUGUUAUAUGCGCCACGCAAUUCGCAAUUAUUCAAGACAGGAGUUACUUGUAAUGUUUGAAAACUAUACAGGACAAAAGACAAGCAAAAACUAAACAAAUGAUUCUUUGUUAUUGAUGGAAUAUUUUUCUGCAUAUAUUAAUAAAUCAUUAUGUUUGAAGGUUCUAUGUUAAUAUUUAAGAUUAUAGAGCUUAGGUCAUCUCCUACAUAGAAAGUUUAGUCUGUGAUGUUGUGGAGUUCUGCGUUUUGCCGAAACAAGAACCGUGUCAAUGUGUAUCUUCACAGAAGUGUGUCGAGAAAUAUUAUCGUCAUCUGUUUACUUAUAUUCCUCCAGAGUA